UCCCGUUUUCCUCUGGCUGGAGAGUUCCUCAAGCUGAAAGCGGAGUCUUCACGGCAAGUUGAGGCCAACAACUAGCCCACUGCAUCACCAGAGGAUGGUCGGAGGGCAGCGGUGAGCUCAUGAAAAGUGCACCGGUCGCUGCGCUUUAAGGAGCGAGUAUGGCCUGUUAUUUGUGUGACAUUAGAUAAAGGGAGUGCACCUUGCGUCCUAGAGCAUGGAUGUGACGUAUGCUGCUUCACAGCAUCUGCAGUCUGGUGCGUAGAAACGCUGCUCAAGGAUAAAGAUGGAUUUACCUCGUCGUUUUCCAGACCCAGUUCUCAACCCGAUGCUGUUCACUGAACCCCCAGUGCCUCUCGGAAUGAAUGAAGCGUGUGCGGUCGGGAGCGGGUCCGGAGCCACGGCAACCAGCGCGUUGAGGAACGAUUUGGGCUCCAACAUUCAUGUGUUAAAAACACUGAACCUCCGCUUCCGCUGCUUCCUAUCCAAAGUCCACGAAUUGGAGCGCAGGAAUAAGUUAUUAGAGAUCCAGCUGCAGCACGCCCAGGAGCAAGCUCGGUACCGACAGCUGUUUUCCCGGGAGCAGGCUGUCCAGACGAACCUCGAACAGCCUUAUUCAAACGCACCGUGUCAGUCCAGACUCCCCGGUAAAAUCUGGAGCUUCUCGCACACCGCCCGUUACGGAGGACGGUUCGAGACUCGCCAGGGGCCCGGAGUUUCCUGGACUCAUCCUGAUGGUGUCGGGGUUCAGAUUGACACCAUCACACCUGAACUCAGGGCCUUGUACAAUGUAUUGGCCAAAGUCAAGCGCGAGAGAGACGAGUACAGGAGAAAAUGGGAGGAGGAGGUUUCCAAACGUCAGCAGAUGGAGUCUUUGGUGGAGACUUUACAGGAGACUGUUCAGUCAUCUGAAGCGGCGCAAGGAGAACUGAAUGAGAAGGUGGAGCGUCUUAAAACAGAGCUGGUGGUCUUCAAGAGCCUCAUGCCUAAUGAUGAAGUGUCUGACUUGGACAGUAAAAUCCAGGAGAAAGCCAUGAAGGUGGAUAUGGACAUCUGCAGACGCAUCGACAUCACGGCCAAGCUGUGUGACGUGGCCCAGCAGAGAAACUCAGAAGACAUGAGUAAAAUACUGCACAGCAGCCCGUCCAGAGCUCCUGUCGAGCAGAAAGGGGGGAUGGUUGUAUGCAGGAGAAAGGAGUGUAAGGGUGACUCAGAGGAGCAGAGAGUGGAGGCUGAUGGUGAUUGCGCUCAUCAUGAGGAGGAAGUACCUGCUUCUCUCAACAUCACUGAUGAGAUGAAGAGGAUGCUUAACCAGCUAGGUUGCUCAGCUAAUUGGUUUGUUGGCAGGAGGGAAACAUUUGAGUUUGACGAUGACUGUGACAGCCUGGCGUGGGAGGAGACGGAGGAGACGCUUCUGCUCUGGGAGGAUUUCAGUCACUACAACAGUCUGAACUCCAACACCCCCACUGCUAACACCACCACCACCCCCUCCACCGCCGCCGCUGGCACAGCUGUGUCCGUGUCGUGUGCAUCUGAGUCUCACGGAGAAACACACGAGCAGGAUCGAAGUCUGGGGAGCCUCAUACAUGAAACGGAGUCUCUGUUUUAAACCAGAGAGCAGGAGUAUCAGGACACCAUCGGGCAAAUUGAGCUGGAACUGGCCACAGCCAAGAAUGACAUGAACAGACACCAUGCAUGAGUACAUGGGAGAUGUGCAGUAUGAAGAGAGGCCUGGACGUCCAGAUGGAGACCUGCCGGAGGCUCAUUCAAAGCACAGCCCCCACCGGCAGACAAUCACCCUCCCUCAGCUCUGUGGCCAGCAGCGAUUCAGGAAACACUGAUGACAUUCAGGAUGAGCUGGAGCCCGAUGGAUUGAAAGAUGGAGAGAAAGACGGAGAAGUGGAGAUGAAUGGAGAAGUCAGAUGAUGAUCAGCCCUUCAUCCUUCUGGUUUCUCAGCUUUUUUGUGAACCAGUCACUCUUUUAAGUGUCUGGUCACCUUUUCAUACACAGUACGGCUGAGUGUGGGAUUUCAGACUCCCAAAUAGCAAGUAUUGGUGCUUUAUAAGCUGUCUUAGAGCAGGACUAGUCCAAAUCGAACCUGUUCCCUCUUCAUCAGCACUGCCAAGGCAUGGCUCCAUAGUCUUCCUCACUGUAGCUUUAACUGGGGUCUCACUCUUUACAAUUAGAUGGAUAUCAUAAUAAUGCAUAUUAUGGUAACACUUUACAAUAAGGUUGUAUUAGUUCAUGUUAGGCUGCGCGGUGGUGCAGUGGGUAGCGGUGUCGCCUCACCGCAAGAAGGUCGCUGGUUCAAGCCACGGCUAGGUCAGUUGGCAUUUCUGUGUGGGGUUUGCAUAUUCUCCCUGUGUUGGCGUGAGUUUCCUCUGGGUGCUCCGGUUUCCCCCAUAGUCCAAAGACAUGCGGUACAGGUGAAUUAUGUAAGCUAAAUUGUCCUUAGUGUAUGUGUGUGAAUGGACGUGUAUGGGUGUUUCCCAGUGAUGGGUUGCAGCUGGAAGGGCAUCCAAUGAGUAAAACAUAUGCUGGAUAAGUUGGCAGUUCAUUCCACUGUGGUGACCCCUGAUUAAUAAAGGGACUAAGCUGAAAAGAAAAUGAAUGAAAGAAUGAAUAGUUCAUGUUAGUUAUUCACACAAGCAAACUAAGAAUAAUACAUUAAUUAAUGUUAGUUAUUGUUUAUAAAGUUGCUCAUUGUUGGUUUAUGUGAACUCACAGUGCAUUAUUUAAUGCUAAGAGGCAUAUCUUUGGAUUUUAAUAAUGCAUAAGUAAAUGUUGAGCGAUAAUUAAUAAAUGAUGUACAAGCAUUGUUCAUUAUUAGUUCAUGUUAGUAAAUACAUUCAUUAACAUUAAGUAAUGAAACCUUAUUGUAAAGUGUGACCCAUGUAUAAUAUAUUAAUAAUAUUGUCAAUAUUAUGAAAUUAUAAUAAUAAUAAAUAUGGAAAAAAAAACUUCUUAUCUGUCACCGUCCCACAAGGUGGUAUGUUUUUCAGUACAUAUUUAAUAAAUUUUGUAAUAAAUUUGAAAUUGUCUUGACAAAAUCUUAGUAAUAUGCAUAUAUCACCAAUAAUUUUGACAUUUAAAAAAUGGGGGUGGCAGGUAAGGAGUUUAAAAUGCAUUGUUAUUAUUAUUAGUAGUAGUUAUUUUUUAAAAAUCAUGUAAUAUUAUUAUUAUUAUAACUUAUUAAUAAAUACAUAAUUUCUGCUAUCUUUCUAAUUUGUUUACACAAAUCUAAAAUGCAAGUUACAGGUCCACAAUCAUUAAAAAAAAACAACCCAGGCUCAUUGUGUACCUAUAUAUUCAUUUCUGGAGAGCGCCAAAUACAUCCCAGGAUCUACGUUUUUUUGCAAUUUUUGUUUUCGCGAAUCUACCAGAGGCAUCUGUGUACGCUUUUUCAGAUCUCAAAUUUCUCUUGCGAGUGCCAUUUGCACCUGCCCCUCUCGCGUAAAUCCACCAGAGCCCGCUGUCAACUGACUAUUUGACUGACUGAAUGACUGACCAAUUGACUGACCCACCUCCUCUCUCACUAAACCUAACCAAUAGUGUUUUCAAAAGCACCGAUUCACCCGCCCACACCCUUCCCUAAACCCAACUGCAGUGUUUUAAAAAGCAAUCCAGAAAAAGAUGAUUUUUACCACGUUUUCGGAUUUUACCACAUUCUCUCCCUGUUAUUUACUUGUUUAUUUUAUUUUUUGUCUUACCUGCUUUCUGGAACCGUUCUUCACUGGACUCAAACACCAUCAUCGUGGUCAACUCCUCUCUGUGUCUCAAGUCCACCGAUGUAAAUGGCAAGCUAACUGGACAAACUGGUAACCUGCAGAAAAGCCGUCCAUACGGACUUAACCAGUCAGCUGGUAAGCACGAUAAGGAACGGCGUCAUACCACCCUGUAGCGUUCAUUUUGAAAACAAAAUACCGCCAUACAUACAUCUGGCUACAUAAGUCACGAUCUCCAGAUAUGUAUAUAGGGCUACACUUUCAGAAUGAGCCUAUGUUGCAAACAACAGACAGAUUAAAACAGGAAAGUAUUACUCAAAAUCAAGCUCUGAAAUACGUUAAAUCACAAUAGCCAAUAGAUCGAUCAUGCAGUAUGCUUUACACAAAUAAUAUAUUCUGUGAGUCCAGAUGUUUUUACCAACUGUUGCUCAACUAAACCACUGUGCACUGAGAUCUAUGCAAUAAUCUGGACUGGGCUGACGGUGCGUUCUGUGAUUCUCUUUGCUGGAAACAGACUGUGAGUAUAUGUGUGAGGCGAUUCUCCUCAAGUGCAGUUUUUUCCCCCUCGUUUCUUUGUAUUUGCUCUUUCAGUGUUGGAGAGUAGCAGUAAAAAACCCAAACUCAUGUGCCUACGAACGUGCUGUACACAGUGUCUAAGUUGCCUUAUAUUUCUUCUCUGGAUAUUUUGGACUACAUGCUUUGUUGUGUUGUUGACCUGAGUCAUGUCUUUCAUCCAAAUUUGUGAGGUGUGUGAAGUAAGAUAAUAGAUGAUCCUAAGAUUUGGAAGCCAUAACAUAAACGUCCUCAGUGUGUCGGAAGGUUAGAUACUGGCGAGAUACUGAAGUGUGGCUGUUACUUUUUUCUUCAGCGUGUGGGUCGUCUCAGUAAAAGAUGAGUAUUUAGGAUUGAAUUGUCACAUUUUUUUCCCUUUAAUAAACAUAUUAUACAAUUAUUGUUUAAUGUUCCAAAAAUAGUAUCAGAGUUUACUAUCAAAAGUAUCAGAGCAGAUUUGCUGUGCCUUGAGUUUUAUACAGUUUUAUAAAACUAUAAAAUAUAUUUCAUGUUUCUUCAGAAAAAGAAAUGUUAAAAGAUAAAGGGCUAAACAGCCCGGACAGAAAUUUCUUAGAAAAUGCAUGAAACGUUUUAGAAAAAAAAGCAACAGCAAGCAAAGCAAGAAAAAGCAUGAUAUUUAGAUUUCAAUCAAAUAAAAAUGUACAUUUUUUAAUAUUGUAUGGAGUACUGAUGUCAAUUUUCAGGGACAUUAUAUUAAACAAAACGUUAAUUAUUUUAUUAAUCGAAUCAAAGAGAAAAAAAUCGUGUUUUAAAGCACCGUAAAUAUAAUUGUAAUACAGCUUUCAUAUGUUUUCAGUACAUAUACAGCAUGUCCUGUUUAAUAUGAGUUUUCUGAGCAAAAAUAAUAACUAAUGCACAUUUUUAUUAUGAUUUAUAGAAGACAUCCACAAAAAUGUCAUUCAGUGUAACAAUAGUUAUAUAUCAAAUAAUGUUGUCAGUCAUAUUUAGAAUUAACUGAAAUACCCAAACUCUAUUUAAGGAUCAAAGUGCAGCCCAACACCGUAACAAAUGCUGGGUUCCACACAAUUCUGUUAUGUUGUCCCAACACAAAUCGAUUAAGUUAAAGUGUUGCAGUAGGUAAUCUGCCUAAAUGCUAACCGGUUAGCAUAAUAGUUUGAAACAGAGUCCCUCCCCUGCCGUUUCAUAGCCACGCCUCCUGAAAAUCACACGAACGUGCACAUUAAAGAUGAUAGAGACCCAGUAGAUCAUGUCAUUCGCCAGUUAGAAAACUUUAUAGUACUUUUUAAUACUACAGUUCUGAAUGAAAAAACUCUAUUAUAUCUAGCACAAGUUCAGUUGUGUAGUUAGCAAGCAAACUUGUCAUAAUGUGUAAUAUUUCAUGCAUGCAUGGAUUGCUG
Danio aesculapii is the source of this 5654-nucleotide messenger RNA. It is a transcript of the gene iffo2a, whose product is annotated as intermediate filament family orphan 2a. The transcript is spliced from 9 exons. NCBI's taxonomy places the organism in Eukaryota, Metazoa, Chordata, Actinopteri, Cypriniformes, Danionidae. The record is from RefSeq and is a predicted model, not a curated record. Bases 284 to 1606 code for a protein of 440 amino acids.